ACGAGGAGAGAUAUACUACGUCGUUUUGAAACUUAGAACUCAACCAAGCAAGCUUUAAGAUUGUCAUUCAAACAGCGAAAUAGAGAGAAGAGACUCUCAGAUCUAUACCGUCGUUCUCGUUUGUAUCACUGUGGUUCCCAGUUGCCGCUCUCCCUGAUUAUCGCCGCCGCCGUCGCUAUUGUAAUUUAAAUGAGGAGGCAAGGGACUCUAAAUUAGUCUAACUCACUUGUUCACAUCGCCGGCGCUGUUCAUUGUGGUUGGCAGUAGGAUAAUUUCAUUGCCACUGAAUCUGGUUAAGUAUCUGUAGCAGAUUGUGCAUAUUGUAACGUUAUGACAAUUACGAGUUUGUGCCGAAGCUCUUGUAAUGGAGCACUUGAUCGAUGUUACCGUCUUUCUCCUUGUCUUGCUGACCCUGCAAGGAGAUCUUCAUUGGGGUUGAAGUUGGCAUUGGUGAUGCUGCAUCUGAUAUAUGUAGGAGUUCUUUUUCUUUUCGAUAACGAUUUGAUAGAGAAAACAAAACAAGACCCUUGGUACAUUGCCUUAUAUUUGUUGUUGUUUGUUGCAACAUUGGUUCAAUAUUUUGUCACGUCUGGUUCUUCUCCUGGUUAUGUCCUGGAUGCAAUGAGGAUUCUAAAUGAGAAAAAUGCUGCAGUUUCAAGAGCAUCAAUGACUUCAAAACAGCCUGUUUCAAGUAAAAAUGGAAGCGUAAUUGUCACUGUGGAUGGGAGCCAGUCAGGAAGGAAUCCUCCACGAAGUAAUGUAACAUCUUGGAUGAAGCUUGUUCUGGACAUGUAUCCUCCUGGAACAUCUAUUAGAACUUUGACAUGUACCUACUGCAAUGUUGAACAGCCUCUGCGAGCAAAGCAUUGCCAUGAUUGUGACAAAUGUGUUCUUCAAUUUGAUCAUCAUUGCGUAUGGCUUGGGACAUGCAUUGGCCAGGGAAAUCAUUGUCGAUUUUGGUGGUACCUUUGCGAAGAAACGGCAUUAUGCCUAUGGACUGGCAUCUUGUAUAUUGCAUACCUGAAAACUAACAUUACAAGGGCUUGGUGGAAGGAUGCAAUCAUGAUACUAUUGUUGGUUGCUUUAUCAAUUUUGUUGAUCUUUCUUCUCCUCCUCUUGCUUUUCCAUAGCUAUCUUAUUUUGACAAAUCAGACUACCUAUGAACUUGUAAGGCGUAGGCGCAUUCCAUAUUUAAGGGGAAUUCCUGAGCGGGUGCAUCCAUUCAGUAAAGGAGUUUGCAGGAAUUUAUACGAGUUCUGCUGUGCUCAAAGCAACACAUACAACCUGGAAAGUUUACCAACAGCCUCAGAAAUUGAAGAAAACUCACGACCAUACACGUGCUCAGAUUUUUUAACAUGCCGGUGCUGCUGAGAUUCUGCUAACAAGUUCUUUCACCAUAAAAGUUAUUGUGAACUCCAUGCACACAUUGCUGUACAUCCAUUUGUUGCAGAAGAUUAAGUUGGAGUUGUUUUCAAGAUGUUGAUUUUAUGCUUCUGUUGGAUACAUCUAAGAAUUCUGUAAUGGCUUGGUAUGCGAAAAUAUGUGAAAUAUUUUUCACAUUCGAAUUCGUGUUGAUUUUCGAUGAUUUCAAGUUCAAUUGAGUGCAAUCAAAUCUUGCUUUAUGUUUAAAA
Hevea brasiliensis (rubber tree) is the source of this 1631-nucleotide messenger RNA. Its product is annotated as protein S-acyltransferase 10. Gene Ontology annotation, biological process: protein targeting to membrane; peptidyl-L-cysteine S-palmitoylation. The transcript has 12 exons. Lineage: Eukaryota; Viridiplantae; Streptophyta; Magnoliopsida; Malpighiales; Euphorbiaceae. Bases 331 to 1371 code for a protein of 346 amino acids. Gene Ontology annotation, cellular component: Golgi apparatus; endoplasmic reticulum. The record is from RefSeq and is a predicted model, not a curated record. Gene Ontology annotation, molecular function: protein-cysteine S-palmitoyltransferase activity.